UAUCUGUCUAACUACAUCUGAGCUGAGAGUCAUGAAUCUCCAAAAUUACCCAACUGCACCUGCCCUGCCUGCACCGUCCACAGUUCAGUACACCACCGUGAAUGUUACUGCUGAGCCCCCCAGGGACCACAUCAUCUGGUCCAUCUGCUCCUUGUUCUACUCAAACCCGUUCUGCCUCGGACUGGCUGCUCUCAUCUUCUCUGUCAAGGCCAGAGACCGGAAGAUGGCUGGAGAUGUGGAAGGUGCUCGGCACUACGGCUCCACUGCUCGCUGCCUCAACAUCAGCGCCAUGAUCGUGACUUCAGUUGUGGUCCUGAUUACCAUCAUUACAGUCGUUGUCAUAUCUGUACAGGAAGCUGCAUAUUAUAAUGGUUACUAUUCAGGCAAUAAUUACAAUCGGUACGGGUAAUUGACACACUUGAGUGCUUCUGUGACUCUGUGAUAAUGUGUUUUCAUGAACCUAUGUUCAUGCUUGCUUACACCCUGAGAUAAAAGCAAAAAAAAAAAAAAAGUCAAAUGGCAAAAUUUAUUAUAAUUUUCAAAGUUUGUAUCAGUAAGUUCUGUA
Mugil cephalus (flathead mullet) is the source of this 565-nucleotide messenger RNA. Its product is annotated as dispanin subfamily A member 2b-like. Gene Ontology annotation, cellular component: plasma membrane. The transcript is spliced from 2 exons. The record is from RefSeq and is a predicted model, not a curated record. Lineage: Eukaryota; Metazoa; Chordata; Actinopteri; Mugiliformes; Mugilidae. Bases 32 to 409 code for a protein of 125 amino acids.